Symbiodinium necroappetens is the source of this 1512-nucleotide messenger RNA. Lineage: Eukaryota; Dinophyceae; Suessiales; Symbiodiniaceae. The record is from the annotation of a GenBank genome assembly.
GCCCGCGCCGCAGAGCGCGACCUGUUUCGCUCGAUUUAUGGGGACGAUGACGAUGACUGGCUGCGAGCCGACAUUCCUAUCCUUGUUACCCAUGCCAGCCAUGAUGGCAUCGAUCAGACCAUUAUCCGCGCCGAUUUCAAUAGUGACGAUCUGUUUGACGUAACCAUCAACAUUCGUGAUGUCCUGCUCGCCUGGACCAACGACCCGGCCGACCUUCCGCUCAACGGCACCCGUUCGAUCGACAGGCAGUUUUCGCUCAGGGGGCGGGUGAUAUGGGGCGUACUGUUCGCUGUUCUUUUAUUGGGCGGUGUCGGCAGCUGGGCAGCCACCGCAAAGCUCUCCGGCGCGGUCAUCGGGGUGGGAAGCGUACUGGUGGAUGACGACAUCAAGAUCGUACAGCAUCCGGAUGGUGGGGUCCUGCGGGACAUUCUGGUGCGCGAAGGCGACCGCGUGAUCGCAGGUGAACUGCUGUUGCGACUUGAAGAUGCCGAGAUACGCGCCGAAAAAGCCAUUCUCGAGGGCCAGCUGAUCGAGCUUUUCGCCCGGCGUGCAAGACUGAUGGCCGAAGUAGACGGGUUGAGCACCGUCGAGUUUCCUGAAGGGUUUUCGGUGAGUCACCCCAAUGCCUCAGCGAUCAUCAUAGGUGAGCGACAGCUCUUCGCUGGCGAUCUGUCCCGUCAUCGGUCACAGCACAACCAGUUGCUGCUCCAGGUCGAUCAGUUGGAUCAGGAAAUUCAUGGUCUCCGCUUCCAACGGACAGCGAUCGUUUCAGAGUUCGAACUUGCGCAGGUCGAACUUGAGCGAUUCCGGCAACUCGCUGGAAACAACCUGAUCGAAACGUCGCGGGUAGCGACCGCCGAACGCGACGUCAUUCGCCUUCAGGGACAGAUGGGAGAUCUUGAUACCAGCAUUGCCCGGGCGCAGGUCAGAAUAUCGGAUGUGGAGUUGCAAAUCCUUGAGCUUGAAGGCACAAGGCAAACGGAGGCUCAGCGGAAUUUGGGCUUGGUGGACGCUCAGAUCGCUGAAGUCGAAGAGCGCUUGAGCGCUGCGGUGGCCCGCUAUGCCCGUACUGAAAUUGUUGCGCCGGUGGCCGGUAUAGUCAACGAACUCAACGUUAGCACUAUAGGUGGCGUCAUAUCGCCAGCCGAGGAGCUGGUGACGAUAGUGCCGGAAGGGGUCGAUCUCGUGGUCGAAUUUCGCGUGGCGGUCAACGAUAUCGACCAAGUGCAUGUGGGCCAGGCGGCAAAUCUUCGUUUCGUUGCCUUCAAUCAGCGCACUACCCCUGAGGUGCCAGGAGAAAUUCUCCGUGUUUCCGCCGCCUCCCAACAGGAUACACAGACGGGCGAGCGCUUCUAUCUUGCCCAGGUGGGGGUUCAGGAUGGGGAACGCCCGGAACAACUUGUGCCAGGCAUGCCCGUUGAGGUUUUCGUCGAAACCGAGCAGCAGACCGCCAUCGCCUAUUUUAUGAAGCCGUUCACCGAUCAGAUCGCAAGGGCAUUCCGUGAAGAGUGA